Messenger RNA from Trichomonas vaginalis G3, 1307 nucleotides. RefSeq names its product DNA/RNA polymerase superfamily. The annotation marks the transcript as partial. The transcript has a single exon. The record is from RefSeq and is a predicted model, not a curated record. Gene Ontology annotation, molecular function: nucleic acid binding. NCBI's taxonomy places the organism in Eukaryota, Parabasalia, Trichomonadida, Trichomonadidae.
AUGAUAGAUCCAGAAUUUGAAACAGUAAAUAUUUUAUUAACACAGAGUCCAUGUGGAAAACUUCACGCUGACAGAAUAACAGACGUUGAAGCACUCACCGGCUAUAAAGUUUGUCCAUUUUGUAAAGAAGAGGUUUAUUCUAUCCGUGAUGAUCCAGAAAGGAAAAACCAAAGAAGAUUUUUAAAGCAUUGUGAGAAAUGUAAAGAAAAUAAUGGAAGAUUAAUUCAAGACGUUCAAUUGCAAAAGACACAGCAACCAUAUGCACCACAUAUUACGAAACAGAAGAUAUAUCAGUGGUUAUUAGCUCAUAAUUUGCAGGAAUAUUAUCAACCGACAAGAUAUUAUAUUACUUUUGACUUUGAAACAUUAGAGACUAAAGAAGAAUUACAACUUUCUGAGUGUGCAACUUUGAAUGCUUACUUAAAACCAUUCAUGGUAUCAUCAACGGUUAAAUUAAACGAUAAAACAUAUACGAGGAAUUUUUGUUUAACUUCGAGUGAUUCUUUUAUUUCUGAUUGGAUUGAGUUUUUAUUUUCAACCUGUUCAUUAGUUGCCAAAUCAAAUAUUGAACAAUAUGAAGAAUUAAUGAAGCCGCAAACGGUGAGGACUUUGUCUCAUACAUUAAAUGAAAAACAGAAGGAAGCAUUUAAAGAACUUCUAGAUGAAGAAUUUAAUAAAGUGAAUAUCAUAGGUUUUAAUUCGGGAAAGUUUGAUUUAAAUUUAAUUCUUCGUGAUUUAAACACUGCAAAAUGGAAAAUAAAAUCAAUGCUGGGUUCUUCUUCUCAAUUUAAGCAAAUCAUUGUAAAGAAAACAAACGUUCCAUAUGAAUUGAGAUUUAUUGACAUCAGAAAUUAUAUAGCGGGUGGGACAUUAGACCAAUUCACUCAAGAUUUCGGAAACAAUAAAUCACGUGUUAAAUCCUUUUUCCCUUAUCAAUUCAUCACAUGGGAGAAUUACGAAGAAGAAUUAUAUAAAGUGGAACCAUUCACGAAAGAUUCAUUUUAUUCAGCAUUAACUCAAGAAACUAUAUCAGAUAGUGAUUAUCAAAUAUAUCUCAAUGAUGCUAAAAAUUUUAAGAAUAGAUUAGAAUAUUUUAUUCAUUAUUGCAAUAAAGAUGUUGAAAUUAUGAUUGACCCAAUCGAUAAAAUUAUUGAAGAAACAUUUGUUUAUAAAAUUGAUAUGCUUCAUAAUCUUUCUUUAUCAUCGAAUGCUUCAAUGAUUCGUUACGCUUUAGCAUAUAAAGACUUUAAUCAUAAUGAAAAAUAUCCUGAGGAAGAGAUAGAAUCAAGUUUUGAAUUAACGAAAAA